Melampsora larici-populina 98AG31 is the source of this 2136-nucleotide messenger RNA. RefSeq lists its product as uncharacterized. Bases 1 to 2136 code for a protein of 711 amino acids. NCBI's taxonomy places the organism in Eukaryota, Fungi, Basidiomycota, Pucciniomycetes, Pucciniales, Melampsoraceae. The transcript has 10 exons. The record is from RefSeq and is a predicted model, not a curated record.
AUGGGUGGCAAACGCAUUACUCGAUUCUUUACCUCUUUGUCGGCUUCUACUCCUAAACGUCAGCAACGUACUCCCCAAGCUGAAGCCGAGUUCAAGAGAACUGCUGAAAAGCGGCAAGAACGGCUUAAUCAGAUUAUCAAUCCUCCUCCUCGUAUCCCUGCUCCUGCUCCACCACCACCACCAGAAUGGGCCGAGAUUGUCGGCAACGAUGAUCAUGCCUGGAUUGAUGAGCCAGAUGACAACGAUGAAGAUGGCGAAGUAGUUAGACCAUCACAAUAUGUACGCCGCCGACAGUAUCGAAAGUACUUUGCUAAACGUCAAGACUUCUUUCGCGAAUGGGCUCAUCUCGAGGAUCAAAUGAUGGCUACGUACCUAUACUGCCAGCAUACCACGAAAAAUUGGACAACCCAAGAGUCGUAUCACGAAGUCAAACCUAGUGGAUGUUCCUGUUCUCCCAACGAUCAUCAUCCUCCACGCCAAAUUGAUUUGAUUGACGUACUCGGACAUCAAAGUCCGUCCAUGAGCUUCUGCAAGUGUCAACCAGAAGUUAUCCAGCUACUUCACCGAGGAUACAUAGCCAGCUCGCCUUCCAAGCCCCGCACAGCGUUCUCGGUCCGUUACAUUCAGCUCUACCACGACCUAUGGGAACAAUCCGGGCUCAACAAGAGCGGAUAUGUUCAAGGACUUAUCAAAUUCAUCUCUAGACGUACUCGCCGCCAACUCACAGCUCGAGGUAUCCAACAAAAAUCUCGUAUUCUCAGGGUGCCAUUUUCCAAUGCACACGAUGUCUAUGCCCGAAUUUCCCGUCUUCAAACCUCUCUGCUUCAUGUCGUUAUGCUACAUACAAAGGAAGAAUUAUGGGCAGCCAAGUGUGCCCAAUGUUUCGGCCCAGCUGAAGCCAGUAAGGAUCAACCGCUCGAUGCUGAAUAUCCCUCCAUCUUUGUCAAGCCGACCGACAUUCAAAGAAACGAGGUUGUUCUAGAAACAACAUCUAAUGUUGUUCUUGAAGGUGGACACAAUGUGCUCCUAGAAAGCAGCGGCAAAUGGCUUUUGACCCGAAUGCAACAGGCUCAUGAAACUGUCAAGAAGAGUCAGACUCUAUUGACUAACAUCUAUGCAUUCCCGAAUCCUUAUCAACCAGGCCAUCUUUAUACUGAGGACUUCUUCGACAAACAAUGGAAAGAUCAAAGAGAAGCAAUCGUUAGCCCAAAGGUUCAACAAGAAAUACAAAAACUCGAACUUGGCAAACUCCUUUGUCUAGAAGCCGAACAUGAUAAGGCGUGGCAGACAUUGAUUCACACUCCUGAACAAGCGAUUGCUCGGGCUCGGUUGGUUGGUGACCUUCAAAAAAGGAUUGCAGCUCAAAGGAGAAAGGUUGGUUCGGACGCAAUGACUAAUGAUUUAUCUGAAAAACAUACGAAUUUGUUAUUGAAACUUUGGUAUUCCAAAACGGCGAUGCGACAGCUCUUCCUUGCUCUGAAGGAGGAGAAACAUCCUCUUGAGAUUGUACAGCAAGUUGGAAUGUCAACUAAACUAGGUCAGCGUGGUCAACAGAAGGUAUUAGCUGCCAUCAAGACUUGUGCUGCCAAGUUACAACCGGCGCUUGACAUCUACAGCGAAAACCUGACAGGCUACAAGGCCGCCUUCCCUGAUCGUCCUGCACCGAGACCAAUCACCUUUGACAAGCUCUUAGCCAUCGAGGCCGAUGACGCAUUUUGGAACGACGGCCUCUUUACAUAUGACGAUCAGCCAUGGGCAAUCGAUACACCCACUCAGACUGGGAUGUGUGCAUUGGCCCGCUUUCGGCGAGUGUUCCAAAUGUUGACUUCCACCCAGCCUGGUGAUGCCUCUUUAAUUCGUACGUGGCAUUAUCAGGUGGCGCAAGUGUUAUAUCUUGACAAUCAAGAGCACUCCUCCAUGAUCGACGGCGAUUUUGAGACUGUUAUUGAUGGAGUACAGGCAUUCUACAACAUAGCCCCUGAAUUUCGGUACGAUGAAAUGGCCUUAGACAGGAUGGAAGAAAAUGUUCCAGAGGAGCCAGAUGAGGAUGAGUUUCCGGGAGAUGAAGAUAUUGAAGUUGUUUAUGAAAAGUUUAUGCAUUUAGAUGAGAUACAUGAUGUGCUGCGGGAAACUUAA